Xyrauchen texanus (razorback sucker) is the source of this 5714-nucleotide messenger RNA. RefSeq names its product carnitine O-palmitoyltransferase 1, liver isoform-like. The coding region runs from base 237 to 2603 and encodes 788 amino acids. The transcript is spliced from 19 exons. NCBI's taxonomy places the organism in Eukaryota, Metazoa, Chordata, Actinopteri, Cypriniformes, Catostomidae. Gene Ontology annotation, biological process: fatty acid metabolic process; carnitine metabolic process. The record is from RefSeq and is a predicted model, not a curated record. Gene Ontology annotation, cellular component: mitochondrion. Gene Ontology annotation, molecular function: carnitine O-palmitoyltransferase activity.
UUCUUUCGCACUUGGUAUCAGAGAUACUUUGUAUCCAGUUGCGUUCUAUGGUAUCGUUCCAUUGUAGCGCGCCAUCAGCAUCGUAUAUUGGAAAUAGUGCGCGCGCGCGGGCGUGCGUGUGUGUUAUUCAUUUGUUAUUCUUAUUUUAUAUUUAUGCACCUCAAAAGCAGAAGGGAGGAAAAGAAGACGUGACAUUCACUUUGUUCCCAUCAUCAGUGCAUCAGUAAACAGCAGAAAUGGCAGAAGCGCAUCAGGCAGUGGCGUUUCAGUUUACUAUCACUCCAGAUGGGAUAGACUUGCAGCUCUCUCAUCAGGCCCUGAGACAGGUCUAUCUGUCUGGCCUGCGGUCCUGGAAGAAACGUGUUGUACGGCUGAAGAACAACAUAAUCACAGGCGUGUAUCCUGCUAGCCCCUCCUCCUGGUUGUUUGUUGUCAUAGCGAUUUUGGCCACCAUGUACACCCGCUCGGACCCUUCUAUGGGCCUCAUCGCUAAAAUCCAGGAACAUCUGCCGGUCAGUGAUUCUUUGAGCAUGCAGUGUCGGACAGUGGUUUCUGCAGUGUUAUUCAGCACCGUCCUCUGGUUGUCUCUGAUCUUCACCAUGAGACUCUGUCUGAAGCAGUUACUGUCUUAUCACGGCUGGAUGUUUGAACAACACGGGAAAGUGUCCAACACUACAAAGAUCUGGGCGGCCAUGGUUCGGAUCUUCUCAGGCAGGCAGCCUCUGUUGUACAGCUACCAAGGGUCUCUUCCCAACCUGCCCGUUCCUGCGGUCAAAGACACAGUCAAGAGUUACCUGGAAUCUGCACGUCCAUUAAUGAGCAAUUCUGAAUAUGAGCGGAUGGUGACUCUAGCCAAAGAGUUUGAGAGCAGUCUUGGAAAUCGUCUGCAGUGGUACCUCAAACUCAAAGCUAUGUGGGCCUCCAACUAUGUAAGUGAUUGGUGGGAGGAGUAUAUCUACCUGAGGGGGCGUGGCCCAAUUAUGGUCAACAGCAAUUACUACGGAAUGGACUUCCUGUAUGUGACACCGACACCGAUUCAAGCGGCGAGAGCCGGAAACACGCUGCACGCUUGUCUCUUGUACCGCAGGAAACUCAACAGAGAGGAAAUCAAACCUAGUCGUGUUCCCGGUUUAAAUAUUCCUCUGUGUGCAGCGCAGUGUGAGAGGAUUUUCAACACCACACGCAUUCCAGGAGAAGAGACUGAUUCACUGGUCCACUGGCAGGACAGCGAGUAUGUUGGCGUGUUCCACAGAGGACGAUAUUUCCGCCUGUGGCUAUACCACGCCGGCCGCAUGUUGUCGCCCAGAGAGAUUGAACACCAGAUUCAGUGUAUCCUUGAUGACCCAUCACCGCCGGCACCUGGAGAGGCCAAACUUGCAGCUCUGACGGCAGGGGACAGAAUCCCAUGGGCUCAGACCAGGAAAGAGUUCUUCUGCUCUGGGGUGAAUAAGAGAUCUUUGGACUGCAUCGAGAAAGCGGCAUUCUUUGUUUCACUGGACGAUGAUGAACAAGGCAUGUUGGGAGAUGACCCUGCUGGCAAUUUGGAUCGGUACGCCAAGUCCCUGCUGCACGGCAUGUGCUACGACAGGUGGUUUGAUAAGUCGUUCACGGUGGUGGUGUAUAAAAAUGGGAAGAAUGGACUCAACGCUGAACACUCCUGGGCGGACGCACCUAUUAUGGCUCACCUAUGGGAGUAUGUGAUGACUACAGAUUGUUUCCAGCUUGGUUAUAAUGAAGAGGGCCAUUGCAAAGGUGAGGUUGACUCCUCGCUGCCUAAACCUCAGAGAUUAACCUGGGACAUACCUGCACAGUGUCAGAAGCGUGUGGAACAGUCUUUAGCUGUGGCUCAGGCUCUGGCCGACGACAUUGACUUCAACGUGUUCCCUUUAGAAGAUUUUGGCAAGGGUGCCAUUAAAAAGUGCAAAAUCAGUCCAGAUGCCUUCAUACAAAUUGCAUUACAGCUGGCUUAUUAUAGGAACCGAGGCACAUUCUCUUUGACGUAUGAAGCAUCUAUGACUCGUUUGUUCCGCGAGGGGCGGACUGAAACUGUGCGUUCCUGCACCAGCGAGAGCUGUGCCUUCAUCAGAGCACUGGAGAGCGGAGAGAGUAAGGAGGUGUGUCGGCAUCUGUUCUGUACAGCAUCUGAGAGACACCAGCAGCUGUACAGGAUGGCAAUGACGGGUGCAGGCAUCGACAGACACCUAUUCUGCCUCUACAUUGUCUCCAAAUACCUAGGAGAGGAGUCGCCCUUCCUUAAAGAGGUGCUUUCGGAAACAUGGCGUCUCUCCACCAGUCAGACUCCUCUCCAGCAGGUGGAGCUGUUUGAUUUCGUCAAUCACCCUGACUACACCACCUGUGGUGGAGGAUUUGGGCCGGUUGCAGAUGACGGUUAUGGCGUGUCUUACAUCAUCAUCGGAGAAAGCAUGAUCAACUUCCAUAUUUCCAGCAAACACUCCUGCCCUCAGACUGACUCUCAUAAAUUUGGAGCUCAGAUCAGGCAGGCCAUGAUGGAUCUCCUGCAGUUGAUGUCACCAGAUAAGACAGGCCUGUCUAAACCUGAGCAGAACCACUCACAGAAACCCCUCAGCAAAAAAGACCUGUAGAGGUAGAACAGAUAGACCAUGACGAUGAAAACACAGGAGGUCGUGUGUGUGCGUGUGUGCGUGUUCGUUUGAAUGCAUGUUUGUUCACUCAUACAAAUAUGCAUUCAUACAUUCCAUGCUUGUUGUAAAAAUGUAUCGAUGCCAUGAAGCCAUGAACAACAUAAUGUAAUAAUGGUGGAAGCUGCUUCGUUGAAAACCGAGUUUUAAAAUAAAAAUAUGAAAGAGGAUUAAAAAUAGUGAUGUAGUUUGAUAGCGCAAAACUUUAGGGCCAGUUUCUUGAAAGAUUUAGAUAAAAUUUGGUCUUAAUUUUUUAGAGUUUAUGAAGAAUCUAAUUUAUUAGUGUACAUUACCAUCAGGGUGAUGGGAGUCUCAUGGUUAAUGAUCUAACCAGCUAGUCUAGGAUCAGAUCACAUGCUGAAUCGCCACUUAUCGUCUGAGGAAAGCACUGAAUCGCAAGUUACGAUGUUCCCUGCUCUUACAUUACUGUAAAUCACAUCCCAAUGGAAAUUCUCCAUUUUAACAGGUUAUGUAAAUGUGUAAGACUGAGAAUAACUUGACUAAAAACCAGGGCAGUUUUACUUGAAUUCCAGAGCAGAAUGACCAUAUAUUUUCAGUUUUCAGUGACUAAUGACUUGGAAUACUACACCUAACUGUAGUUUUAAAAAUGAAUGUCCUGAUAAAUUGAAGAUGCUUGUGACAUGUUGAUCUCAAUUAGUCAUAUUAAUUUUAAAUGUGUAUUUUGUUUUAUUAUUUAAAUUACUGUUUUUAUUUUUUGAAAUGGUCAAAUUAAAACAAUAACUUUUUACUUACAAUGUAUUUAGGUCAUUGGAGUUGGUUAGUUACCAAUGUGAGAAUGUCAAAUGGGAUCAAAAGGAAAACAUUUACGCCACAACUCAUUUCCAUUCAUAUUUUCUAGAUGUGCAGUGAGCUCCGUUGUUGAAGCAAGGCCAGUUAAUUGCAUUGUUUACUUUGGUUGAAAAAGUAUACAGAAUACUUCAAACCCAAAGAGAAAUCUUCUUACCUCCUAAAAGCUAGGGUGUACUUUGUUUUUCCAUGUGCCGUUAUGUCUCGCACACUUUUGACCGCACGGACGUGUUCAACAUUUGUCGGAUACUCUUUAGUACAGUCAACUGGAGGCAAAACAGGGUUGCACACAGACAGUCCGUAUGUAUGAUGAAAUGUGCGUCACGCACAUUGUGAGCGAGACGUGGCGGCACAAGGAAAACUGAAAUAUGCAUUGGCCUUAAAGGAAUAAUCUGGGUUCAAUAUAACUUAAGCUCAAUCGACAACAUUUGUUGCAUAAUAUUGAUUACCACACAUUUUAAUUUUGACAUACCUCCUUUUCUUUAAAAAAAAAAAAAAAAGCUAAUUUCUAGGUUCCGGUGAGUCGCUUACAAUGGAAGUCAAUGGGACCAAUUUGCAAACAUUAAAAUCUUCACUGUUUCAAAAGAAUAGCCACAAGAUGUAAACAAUAUGUGUGUUAACAUGAUUUCAGUGUGAUAAAAUCACUUACUAACCUUCAAAGUUAUUAUUUUACUUUUGUAUAAAGUUAUAGCCAUUUUACAACUUCGUUGCCGUGAUAUAGUAGUCAACAAACCUUAAAACGACUGUGAAAUGAUCAUUUGAACAACUUAAUAAUACAUGAGUUUUAAUUAUAAGCUUUUAAAUGCAUUUCUGCCUUUAAAUCCUCCAAAAAUUUGCCCCGUUCACUUCCAUUGUAAGUGCAUUUUUUUUAAAGGAGGGACGAGUCGAAAUUAUAUUUUUUGGUAAUCAACAAUAUUCCACAAGUGAUGUUGAUUGAGCUUGACUUGUAUUGAACCCAGAAUAUGCCUUUAAGAGAGCUCAAAGCGAAGUAGCUGCACACACUUCUAAAAACCUUCUAUGAAUUUUUUGUUCGUUGAAAAAUUAGUUUUGCUUAAAAUUUUUGCCAUUCCGCAACUAGAGUUAAAAGUUUAAACUCCGAUUGGUGAGCAAAAUGUUUUCUUGAUUAAUACAAUAUGUAAUCCAUUGUAAUUAGGUUGUUUAAAAAAUACAAACUAAUAUGUAGGGCAUUUUGUGAUUUUUCUAUAAUGACAAAAAAAAAAACUUGAAAUUGAUUUUAAUCUGAUAAAGACGUAGAAAGUUUCCAUGUGAAAUAGGGCAUAUGAUAAAUGUAUGACUAUAAACAGUGUGGGGACCUUGUACCUCAAGCUUUAUUACUUUGAGAAGGACAUGUAGGUGGUUACUGUGUUUUCAGAAGUAAAGGAAUGGGAUUUUAAUGGAAAAUCACACAGUCCGUUAUAUACAUCUUAAACUCACUACAAUCAAGCUACAAUCUACAUUUAAAAAGCAUUUCAUAUGCAUCCGUUCUUGCUGUAAGCCCUGUUACCCCAAUGCAUACAGUGUUGCCAUUAUAAUGUCUUUGAAAUGAAUGAACGAUGUUAACAUCUAGGGAAGGGCUGUUUGACUUUAGUUCCCAUUUAGCCACUUUGCAUUCCUGUGGCAGCUGUACCGUGGGCACUAUUAUAAUGUAUCUGUGGUCUCAGUUACACUCUCAUUAUCAAGCUGUUGUUACAAUAUAAAGUUGCCUUUCGAGUGCAUGACUUUUCGGUUCCACAUCUCCUAUAUAUACGGUAAUUGUGGAAAUAUUAAUAUAUAUUUCAAAACAAUCUGUUAACUUUUUCUGUACUGCCUCACAUUGCUUAUACAUCUGGCACUAUAUAUCUGACUUGAGUUCAAACCUCACUUAUGAUUUGUAUUGUUAUUGUUAUUAUUGUCACUAUUCUAAUAAUUAACUUAACUGAAAACAGUAGCAAUGCAAGAGUUUGUGUAGUGCUGAUAUUAGUCUGGAAAGACAAUGUUUUACCUCAUCUGUCUUAUGAAUGUUUAUUCAUUCAGCGAUUUCUCUUUAUCUGGGCCAGUACUGUAUUCUGUAUCUGCUUGCCUUUUUCUCAUAAUUGGUUUUAGAUAUAUUCCUUUGCACAGCUGAGCUGUACACUUUCUCUUGUACUCUGGCAAUCUGUCCUUCCUUUACAUUUUCUAUGUGAAUGAAAAGGAAGACAAAAGGUCACUUUUUUUAAAUUAAACAAUGUUCAAGCAUGCAUGUGUUUGUGGUGUUAUUAUAAUGGGCAU